GCAGAAGUGUUUAAUUGAAAAAAAAAAAAAAUUAAUAAAAAAAAAUACGUUUAAAUAUUCUCCUAAGCAGGUUUUUGGACUUUGCAAGACUUAAAGACGUUUGAAAUUUUUAACGGUUUUUUUUGGAGUAAUAGGAUAUUGAACAUCAUGCAUUCAGAGCUCCCAGUUUUUAAAAGAUGCUGCUGUUGUUUUCCACUUCGUUAUGGUUUGCUAGUAUGGGGAUACAUCAAAUUGGCAAUUGCUGCCCUCUUAAUAGUGUCGAUUGCAAUGGUAAUAAGGUCCUUAACGAUGGCAUAUCAUGUUUACGGACUACAUGAAAGAGUGUUCACAUUCAGACUGACUGUGUUUAUCAUUUUCUUGUUCCUGGUCACGUUGGAUUUCGCGUUAAGCACCGUUUUCAUCGUUGGAGGACAUAAGAAAAAUCUGAAACUGCUAACUGUGUACUAUUACUACAGUAUCGGUGUAUGGAUCCUGAGCAUUUUGUUCUCAUUAUUCAUAAUCAGUACUUACUUCAUCUACAGAGGGCCAUACCGAAGUACAUCGUUUUAUGCGGUGGCAGACAAUAUCUUGGAGUGUUCGAGUCAUUUUGUUAGUAUGGUAUCACAAGGCUACUUCUUGCUUCUACUUAGGAGUGAAAUGCUGAAGCUAAAAAGCAAUUGCGAAUUCAGAUUCGUGAACAAUGCAGCUCAGUCUGAAUGCAAGAUGAAUUGCAGUAAAGGAAAAGAUACUUUGGGCGAGAAUAAUGGAGUGGGAUGCACAGCAGAGUGCCACAGAGUCAUCAGCGACGUAUAAUUUAAAAAAAGUUUAUUAUAUCUUUUGAUUAAGGAAAAUUCUCCGGUACAGGGGGUCUAUUAUCAACUCAUUAAGCGUGUGUUUAGCAUUUCGAGAGAGAGAAGAAAAAAUGUCAAGAAAAGAGAGUAGAGAUGUUAUAUUUCUCCGAAUGCUAAUAUGGAUUUAUUUAGGGUUUAAUUUAUUGAUGUAUUGGUUAUUCCCAAUGUAUGGAAGUGAAAAGUCAUAAUCACGUUUAUCGAAAGGGAAUGUCAUUUUCGUGUGUGUUUUCAGUCUAUUCUAAUGCGAUGGACGACUGGCCUUAAUAAUGCUAUGAGAGGUGGUGAUAGGCCCCCAAAUCAUACUUAAAUGGUUUUUGCCGUUCUUAUUUUAGCUCUUUAAUAUGAUACUGAUGUAAGAUUCUUUGUGAUUUGAUUUUUGUUUUCAUAUGUAAGAUAAUACUAAAAUUGAUGAGAGAAUCGUAUGGUUAAACUGUAGGCAACGUAGAGUAUUUUUAUUACACAUUUUAUAAAGAAGA
Molecule: messenger RNA, 1306 nt
Organism: Trichoplusia ni (cabbage looper)
Lineage: Eukaryota; Metazoa; Arthropoda; Insecta; Lepidoptera; Noctuidae
Exons: 4
Coding region: 148-792 (214 amino acids)
Source: RefSeq, a predicted model, not a curated record